AUGACAGACUAUCAGCAACAAACUCAACGAAGAAGUCUCUGGGAGACGGCAAGUUCAAUGCCAAUAAUAAAUGAAGCAACACCUUUAUCGGCCCGUAUAUCAUCAAUUCAGCCUCAAUAUUCAUACGAUGAGCGCAAAAUGCUACCAUACCAACAGCCGAAGCAAGCAUGGCCAUCGGAUAGUUUACAAUCAAAUUCGAGUAUUGAUGUAAAGCAAGGUCCACCACAAAAUUUUGUCGCAAUGUUCAUAGUAGGUACUCUUGGUGGACUGAUUGUUUGUGGUGUGCCUUUGGCAGUAAUGACUACUUUGUAUGUACAAGCAAAAGCAGCAAAUAAUACUAGUGGAACAAGUAAUACAGGUUUGAGUGCCGGAACGAGUAGCACGUAUACCGUUAGUUUGCCCUCAUUUUGUUCUUCGUACACGAAUAUCUCAGAUGCGACACGAAAUGUGGGCUACUCCUCUAGUUGUUGUCCUUGUGACAGUGGUCUAGUUGCAGGAUGGUAUCGAUUUGUAUCACCAGCAGGUACUCAAUUAGCUACAGCUCCUGUCGGUACAGGCUAUUGCGGAACGACCUAUGGAGCUUGGUUCAAUGGUACUCUUCCGACGACUGUCGGUGGAGUUUCAGCCGGUUUUGCUUGCGUUUACUACAGUGGUAGUAUAUGUUACUCAUCAUAUUCGGUGGAAGCAAUUAUUGCCACAAAUUGCAACGGUUUUUACGUCUAUUAUCUGAAGCCAAUGAUUACCUGCAACUUUCGAUAUUGUGCCACAUAA
Rotaria sp. Silwood2 is the source of this 771-nucleotide messenger RNA. NCBI's taxonomy places the organism in Eukaryota, Metazoa, Rotifera, Eurotatoria, Philodinida, Philodinidae. The record is from the annotation of a GenBank genome assembly.